AUGUCCCAAGCAGUAUUCCCGGAUGAUGUGCUCCCUCCAGAGGGUGUAUACAGUUCCCGCGAAUCUCUCCUUAGCGCCAUUAAUUCAUGGGCAAAACCUAGAGGCUAUGCAUUUACCACGGGAAAGUCGACGAAAACACCCAAUGGCCGGGUUAAAGUUGUGUUUGCUUGCGAUCGCAACGGGCAGCAGCCAAAUGCCUCCAUACAGCGAAAACGGCGUACCUGUAGCCGAGGAACAGGAUGCAAGUUUUCGGUGCUUGCCAAACAGUCUUUGGAUGGAGCGGCAUGGGUUCUCAGUCAUCGACCCGGACUGGAUUUCUCUCUCCACAAUCACCCGCCAAGCGAAGACCCAUCUGCACACCCAGCACAUCGCCAACUUACUGGGGGUGAUUCCAGGGUCAUAUCUAGUCUUGCGGCUGCUGGAGCUGCUCCUCGUGAAAUCAGGACGUACCUCCGUAACAAUUCCACGACACUUGCAACGCAGAAAGAUAUCUAUAAUCGAAUUGGGGCAGCAAGGAGAGACCUACGGGAGGGCCAAAGCAGCAUACAAGCACUAGUCGACCAAUUGUAUGAGGAAGGCUUCCACUUCAAGGUUCGGCUGGAUUCCGAUAAUCGGCUUACAGCAAUCUUCUUUGCCCAUCCGGACUCAAUCGCAUUUCUCCAAUGCAACCCCGAUGUUCUGCUCCUUGACUGUACCUACAAGACAAACAAACACAGCAUGCCACGUCUCGAUAUGGUUGGCGUUGACGCUUGCGAGCGCUCCUUUUGUAUUGCUUUUGCGUUCCUCUCUGGUGAGACCGAAGAGGACUACUCAUGGGCUUUGCAACAUCUUCGGUCGCUCUAUCGGCGUGACCUUCCCUCCAUUGUCUUGACAGACCGGUGCUUGGCCGCGAUGAAUGCGGCUGCAACCUGGUUCCCUUCAUCCGGAGGUCUCCUUUGCACUUGGCAUGUAAACAAGGCGGUGUUGCAAUAUUGCCGGCCUGCCUUUCUGGCUGGAGGUAGCCAAGGAGAAGGGAGAUGGGAUGAGUUCUACAAGACUUGGCAUGCACUCGUAGCCUCUCCGACGCAAAUGAUAUUUCAAGAGCGCCUGGCCGAUUUCGAGCGGAAAUAUGCCGAGAAAUUUACAGACGCAGUCGGCUAUGUUAGGACAAUCUGGCUCGACCCGUUUAAAGAGAAAAUUGUUCGAGCAUGGGUCGACCGAUAUUUGCACUUUGGCAAUGUGGCUACCUCCAGGCAGGUGGCUUGUAGUUUGGUUGAAGGCGGAGGGACUAAUCUGUCUUCUAGAGCCGAGGGGAUUCACUCAUUAUUGAAAGCACACAUCAAGAUAUCUACCCUCGAUCUAUUCGAUGUCUGGCAAGCCAUGAGACCUGCAGUCACCAACCAGCUGAAGGAAUUGAAGUAUGUGCGUGCUUCUCAGCAGGUAUCGAUGCCUCUGGACGUCUCUGGUGUGGUGUUUGAGGCGGUGCGGGGCUGGGUCUCUCAUCGAGCCCUCCGUAAAGUGCAGGAACAACGACAACUGCUUUCCAAGCCACUUAGAAGCUGCAGCAUGACCUUAACAUCCUCCUUUGGGCUGCCGUGUGUCCAUGCUUUGAAGAAGCUCGAGGAAGAAGGCGGAGCCUUGUUACUCGAGCAUUUCCAUCCCCAUUGGCAUUUGAAACGAGAUGUUUCAAGACCACACCCAAUAUUAGAGCCUAGAAAAGUCCCAAGCCAGCUCAACCAGAGACGAAAGCAGCCAGCAACUAGCACAAGGCGAGAGCCUAGCGCGUUCGAGACAAUUGAGGCAGCAACACGUCCAAAGGCACUGCCUAAAUGCAGCAUGUGUCACACAAUAGGUCACACAAUGACUUCAAAGUCAUGCCCCUUACGAUAUACAGAGCUAUUUCAGCAACCAGCAACGGUCACCGAAACAACAGCACACACAAUGAGCAUCGUGGCAUCAGAAGCAGUGGCGACGACAGCCGCAGAGACGACGAUAGCUCAUGCGACCAUAGGUCAGAAAGACGAACAUCUCAUGGUAGCGAUGCAAGCACCAACGGGCCACGUCCAGGCAUUAGAAGUCCAGGCGCUGGCAGAUCGUGAGUCUGGUAGCUAUACAUCUACAGUCGAGACAGUGGCAGAUUGCAUUAUAGUCAGCUCAACAGUCGUACAACAGGCAGCAGUAGCCGAGCCAGCAGUGGCGGGAAAGGCAACUGCGCCAAAGCUCAGAUAUAAUGACCCGCAAGCAAUCUACCAGAGAUAUGUUGAGUCGAGACAGACUUGGUACGGUGCGCAGCCGCGUGGCAGUAUCAAGACUAACCAACAGUAUCGAAAGGCAACGGGUUUACCCCAGCGGUACAACAGGGCGGAGCUUGCUUGGUGUCUUGAUUGGAAGCAGAUGGGUGGGCGAUGUAAAGAGCAAGAAGGGUCUAGAGACUGGACGAAGGAAGAAAUGAUGUCGUAUCUGGAUUGGGACAAGGCAGAAGAAGGCCGGGUUGAAGCAAUGGUAGCAGCUGAGAUGGAAGCGAAUCCAUUUUCUGACAGACGAGGCAUGGGUGACAUCUGGGAGGCUGCGGCAGCGGACUGUGCGGCACAAGAGGCCCUGUAUUUAGGCGAUCAAGCCACUGAAAUUUAA
Molecule: messenger RNA, 2610 nt
Organism: Cordyceps fumosorosea ARSEF 2679
Lineage: Eukaryota; Fungi; Ascomycota; Sordariomycetes; Hypocreales; Cordycipitaceae
Exons: 1
Coding region: 1-2610 (869 amino acids)
Biological process (GO): regulation of DNA-templated transcription
Source: RefSeq, a predicted model, not a curated record